GGUUUAAUCCCCGCCCUUGCCGCCUCCUCCUCCUUUCUCGGCCCUGACGCCGUAGCGGUCGCACUUCCCGUGCCCCCGCCGCUCCCGCCAUUCCCGCCUGCGACCCCCGGACCGCACCCCGAGCGGAACCCAGACCAUCAGGAUGCGCUACGUGGCUGCCUAUCUUUUGGCCGUUCUUGGCGGCAAUGACUCCCCCAACUCCAAGGACCUGAAGAAGAUCCUAGACAGCGUCGGCAUCGAGGCGGAUGAGGAGCGGCUCAAGAAGGUCAUUGGCGAGCUCAGCGGCAAAAACAUCGAAGACGUGAUCGCACAGGGGAGCAGUAAGCUGGCCUCCAUGCCGGCCGGGGGAACCGUUGCCGUCGCUGCCAGUGCCGGCUCUGCUGCCCCAGCUUCUGGGGGUGCUGCUCCUGCUGCUGAGGAGAAGAAGGAAGAAAAGAAGGAAGAGUCAGAGGAGUCCGACGACGACAUGGGUUUUGGGCUCUUUGACUGAGCACCGGCAGAUCUUGUGCGAAUAAAUCUUUUAUUUAAGAAA
Molecule: messenger RNA, 532 nt
Organism: Gracilinanus agilis (Agile Gracile Mouse Opossum)
Lineage: Eukaryota; Metazoa; Chordata; Mammalia; Didelphimorphia; Didelphidae
Gene: RPLP2
Product: ribosomal protein lateral stalk subunit P2
Exons: 5
Coding region: 143-490 (115 amino acids)
Biological process (GO): cytoplasmic translational elongation
Cellular component (GO): cytosolic large ribosomal subunit; ribosome
Molecular function (GO): structural constituent of ribosome
Source: RefSeq, a predicted model, not a curated record